CUGUGUUAGAGGCGGCUCUGUCCUGACGGCUUCUGCCCUGCCGUGUAGUACUGUGAUUGGCUGCGUUUUACAGCUGAGAAACGGAGGAGGCAAAGCAUAAAUAACGCACCAACUCAACGCGGCUAUAAAGUGGCUGAGCUAGGAUUUGAACCCUGGACAGGCAGCUUCCAGGCUCUGCUUCCUUGCCUUUCAGGGCAGAGCUAAUUAAAGCUUCUGAGGGUGGCGUGUAUGUGCUACUUAACAGGAAGAAUGUUUUAAAUAUAGUGUGUUUUCCUCAGUAAUUAAAAAAACUUCAGGCUCUGGUAAUAUUUAAAGGGCAUCAUCCGUUAUGAUUGUCACAUUUUGCUGAUGGCUUGGAAAAGAAAACUUGCAGCAGCUGCAUGACUUUGGCUCUUAAGAUCCUCUUCCCACAAAGGCUCCGUGCCCUUGUCCGCAAAGAGCUGUGCCUGUUCCGAGACCAACGCCACUGGCCCCACAUCAGACAGUUCAGCUGCUGGUUGGAAGCAGGUCUUCAUGGGCGCCGCCUCCUCCAGGGAAGCAGGCCUGUUCUGUCCUUUGGAGGAGGUCCUCUGAGACCGCGUGCCACCUGCCUGGUUUUCCUGUCUGGGUCGCAUGUGGGACUGUGCAGUGGCCCCCGGGAGAUGGCUGAGCAACGGUUCUGCGUGGACUACGCCAAGCGUGGCACAGCUGGCUGCAAAAAAUGCAAGGAAAAGAUCGUGAAGGGCGUUUGCCGAAUUGGCAAAGUGGUCCCCAAUCCCUUCUCAGAAUCCGGAGGGGAGAUGAAAGAGUGGUAUCACAUUAAAUGCAUGUUUGAGAAGCUGGAGCGCGCCCGGGCCACGACCAAAAAAAUUGAGGACCUCACAGAGCUGGAAGGCUGGGAAGAGCUGGAAGACAAUGAGAAGGAGCAGAUAGCCCAGCACAUCGCAGAUCUGUCUUCCAAGGCAGCAGGCACACCAAAGAAGAAAGCUGUUGUCCAGGCUACGUUGACAUCCACUGGCCAGGUGUCAUCACCAGUGAAAGGCACCUCUUUUGCUACCAACGCCAAUCCCCGGAAAUUUUCUGGCUUUUCAGCUAAACCCAACAGUUCUGGGCCUCAAAGCUCCUCCAGCCCUACCCUUAAGGCAAGUCUGUCCUCAAGCAAAUGUGACCCCAAGCACAAGGAUUGUCUGCUGAGGGAGUUUCGGAAGUUGUGUGCCACAGUCGCUGAAAACCCCAGCUACAAUACCAAGACCCAGAUCAUCCAGGACUUUCUGCGGAAAGGCUCUACAGGAGGUGGUUUCCAUGGUGACACGUACCUGACAGUGAAGCUCCUGCUGCCAGGUGUCAUUAAGAGUGUUUACAACUUAAACGAUAAGCAGAUUGUGAAGCUCUUCAGCCGUGUUUUUAACUGUAACCCGGAUGAUAUGGCACGGGACCUAGAGCAGGGUGACGUGUCAGAGACGAUCAGAGUCUUCUUUGAGCAGAGCAAGUCUUUCCCCCCAGCUUCCAAGAGCCUCCUUACCAUCCAGGAAGUGGAUGAAUUCCUCUUGCGACUCUCCAAGCUCACCAAAGAGGAUGAGCAGCAACAGGCCCUCCAGGACAUCGCCUCCAGGUGUACAGCCAAUGACCUGAAGUGCAUCAUCAGGUUGAUCAAACAUGACCUGAAAAUGAACGCAGGUGCCAAGCAUGUGUUAGAUGCUCUUGACCCCAAUGCCUACGAAGCCUUCAAAGCCUCACGCAACCUGCAGGACGUGGUGGAGCGGGUCCUGCACAACGAGCAGGAGGUGGGGAAGGAGCCAGGCCGCAAACGAGCUCUGAGCGUGCAGGCCUCGCUGAUGACGCCUGUGCAGCCCAUGCUGGCUGAGGCCUGCAAGUCCAUUGAGUACGCGAUGAAGAAAUGCCCCAAUGGCAUGUUCUCCGAGAUCAAGUAUGACGGCGAGCGGGUGCAGGUGCAUAAGAAUGGUGACCACUUCAGCUACUUCAGCCGCAGUCUGAAGCCCGUCCUGCCUCACAAGGUGGCCCACUUUAAGGACUACAUUCCAAAGGCCUUUCCUGGGGGCCACAGCAUGAUACUAGACUCGGAGGUGCUCUUGAUUGACAACAAUACAGGAAAACCACUGCCCUUUGGGACUCUGGGAGUGCACAAGAAAGCUGCUUUCCAAGAUGCCAAUGUCUGCCUGUUUGUGUUUGACUGUAUCUACUUCAAUGAUGUCAGUUUGAUGGAUCGACCUCUGUGUGAGCGUCGGAAUUUUCUUCAUGACAACAUGGUUGAAAUUCCCAACAGGAUCAUGUUCUCAGAAAUGAAGCAAGUCACAAAAGCUUCGGACCUGGCCGACAUGAUCAACCGAGUGAUCCGGGAGGGCUUGGAAGGGCUGGUGCUGAAGGAUGUGAAGGGUACAUACGAGCCUGGGAAGCGGCACUGGCUGAAAGUGAAGAAGGACUAUCUGAAUGAGGGUGCCAUGGCUGAUACGGCUGACCUCGUCGUCCUGGGGGCCUUCUAUGGGCAGGGGAGCAAAGGUGGCAUGAUGUCAAUCUUCCUCAUGGGCUGCUAUGAUCCUGGCAGCCAGAAGUGGUGCACAGUCACUAAGUGUGCAGGAGGCCAUGAUGAUGCGACUCUUGCUCGCCUGCAGAAAGAACUGGACAUGGUAAAGAUAAGCAAGGAUCCCAGCAAAAUACCAAGCUGGCUGAAGAUCAACAAGAUCUACUAUCCUGACUUCAUUGUCCCAGACCCAAAGAAAGCUGCGGUGUGGGAGAUCACAGGGGCUGAAUUCUCCAAGUCUGAAGCUCACACAGCUGACGGGAUCUCCAUCCGAUUCCCUCGCUGCACACGAAUCCGGGAUGAUAAGGACUGGAAAUCUGCCACGAACCUCCCCCAACUCAAGGAGCUGUAUCAGUUGUCCAAGGAGAAAGCUGACUUCACCGUGGUGGCUGGAGAUGAAGGGCAUUCCACUACAGGGGGCAGUAAUGGCGAGAAUGGUGACACCUCAGGGCCUGCUGUGUCCCGCAAACCCUCUACCAGUGCCAAGAAGACUGGAGGGAAGCAGAGUGAUGCCAACAGCAAAGGUGGUAACAUGACGGCCACAAAGCAUUCUCCUGUGAAAACAGCAGAGAAGCCAGCCAGGAAGUCUUCCCCAGUGAAAGUAGGACAGAAGCGGAAAGCUCCUGAGGAGACCCCAUGCCAAGCGAAGGUGCUGCUGCUGGACAUCUUCACUGGGGUGCGGCUCUACUUGCCCCCCUCCACGCCAGACUUCAGCCGUCUCAGACGCUACUUUGUGGCAUUCAACGGAGACUUGGUACAAGAAUUUGACAUGGCUUCAGCCACACACGUGUUGGACAGCAGGAACAAGAAUGCUGAGGCCCAGCUUGUCUCCCCAGAGUGGAUUUGGGCGUGUAUCCGGAAACGGAGACUGGUACCUCCCUGCUAGGGCUGUGCUCAGACACCAGGCAGGGAGACAGAGGAACAGAGAAGGGGAUAGGCUUUCUUCUGCAAGCAGUGUGUCUUCCAGAACCCACCAACAGGCUAUUCGUGGUCAUUUCUGAACCAAGAAUUAGCUGCUGUGGGUACCUCAGGCGCAGUCAGCUUCUCUGGCUGGCUUUAGUAGAUCUUUCAGAUCUGGGUGCUGGCUUUGUCAUCUUUUUGUUUUCUUUAAAAAGAUGCUUAGUUAUUUUUUAGAAAUAAAAUACUCUGCAUAA
Molecule: messenger RNA, 3672 nt
Organism: Ochotona princeps (American pika)
Lineage: Eukaryota; Metazoa; Chordata; Mammalia; Lagomorpha; Ochotonidae
Gene: LIG3
Product: DNA ligase 3
Exons: 20
Coding region: 381-3404 (1007 amino acids)
Biological process (GO): DNA biosynthetic process; mitochondrial DNA repair; double-strand break repair via alternative nonhomologous end joining
Cellular component (GO): DNA ligase III-XRCC1 complex
Molecular function (GO): DNA ligase (ATP) activity; ATP binding; DNA binding
Source: RefSeq, a predicted model, not a curated record